CUGUCCUUCCCCGCCUAAUGACUAGAUAUCUGAUUAACAGCCUACACAAACUCACUCAUUUGAGCUCCAGGAAAAUGCGAGAACUAUUAGCCCGGGAAGAAAAUACCCGCCACCUGUUGGGAAUGGAAGAAUUACUAAAACAAGUAACUGAGCGAUGUGAUGCCUGCGCCCGCGUAAAUGCGACCAGGCUAAAGCUACCCAUGGGGACUCGAGCUCGGGGGCACUGGCCUGGGGUGCAUUGGGAAAUAGAUUUCACAGAAAUCAAACCAGGAAAAUAUGGAUACAAGUACCUCCUGGUUUUUGUUGACACCUUUUUGGGAUGGACUGAAGCUUACCCUACUAAGCAUGAGACGGCAAAGGUGGUCACCAAGAAACUUCUUGAAGAAAUCUUCCCCCGUUACGGAAUGCCACAGCUCACCUGCAGGCACUCCAGCUGGUCCAGCAGGAAGUCUGGAAGCCCCUGGCCCAAGCCUACCGAGACCAGAGGAGACACCCUAUCGUCCCCCACUCCUAUCACGUGGGAGACAGUGUUUGGGUCCGACGCCACCAGGCUAAGAACCUUGAACCCCGCUGGAAGAGACCAUACACGGUCCUGUUGACCACCCCUACUGCUCUCAAGGUGGACGGGAUUGCUGCUUGGAU
Molecule: messenger RNA, 642 nt
Organism: Mesocricetus auratus (golden hamster)
Lineage: Eukaryota; Metazoa; Chordata; Mammalia; Rodentia; Cricetidae
Product: protein NYNRIN-like
Exons: 2
Coding region: 18-599 (193 amino acids)
Biological process (GO): DNA integration
Molecular function (GO): nucleic acid binding
Source: RefSeq, a predicted model, not a curated record